AAAGGUUGCUAAGGAACACCAGAAGCCAUCGGAAAUCUAAACUGGGAUGGUUGGGUUACGAUAUUAUGACAUGCUGGGCAACGAUAUUCUUUCAUAGUUAACCACUUUUAAACAUCCGUGCAGCCUCUUGUCAACCCAAGCCUUGGAAAAGAAAAACAUCUUGGGAAUAAGUUGAUGCUGGAGCAGGUGGCAGGGCUGACAGCUGGACCGGGAGCUCUGGGUCUGAUGUCUGGGACAGUGUUUGCUGCCAGCGAAGAAAAAAAUGACACCACCAUGAAAAUUGAUGAGCUGUCCCUCUACACCACACCACAGCAGAAGUUCAGGUACGUGGAGCCGGAGGCAGGGCAGUUGGAGCAGAGCGUGGCCCUGCUGAGGAAAACUGCUGAGCCGUACACCACCUGGUGCGAGCAAACUGGCCUUGCUGUUGCACAGAAAUAUCAGGGUGUCUACAGAGAUGUAAAGCCCAAAGUUGAGAGCUCCAUCCAGUUUGGUAAAGAUUGCUAUGGCUGUCUGAAAGAUCCUCCUCCUGAAUUCUACCCCCGGGUUGGUGUCAUUGGAUUUGCAGGCAUCCUGGGGCUCUUUCUUGCGAGAGGCUCCAGGAUUAAGAAGCUAAUCUACCCCACUGGCCUGAUGACUCUGGCAACCUCCAUGUACUACCCUCAGCAGGCUGCCUCAGUUGCUAAGGUGACAGGAGACAGAGUGUACGAAUCCGCUCUGCAGGGAUAUGUUGCCAUGGAGGCUCUCUGGAAGGGCAAAGCCACUACUAAGCAGGGGAAGGAAAAGUCUGAGAAGGCAGAACAGAAGACUCAGGACAGCAGCACACCAAGCAGAGACUAAACAUGAGUGUAGCAGGUGCAGUACAUCCAUGGGUCACCAAAAGCUCAUGUGUAUCUUGGUAACACAGGUCCUCCCAGCAAUACAUCAAACAAGUACUUUCUUUCCAUCUCCUGGGACCUGCUCUUGCACUAGCCUCUUCCUCUUUUUCUGUUACUACGACAGAGGACGGGGCCUGUCACAGAUGUUCAAAACUUGAAUUGUACUACUGCUUUUUGGUCCCCCUUGUAAUUGAAUGUAUUUAUGUAAAGAAGUUUUAACAAAC
This is a messenger RNA of Anguilla rostrata (American eel), 1099 nucleotides long. RefSeq names its product apolipoprotein O, a (gene apooa). The transcript is spliced from 11 exons. Gene Ontology annotation, cellular component: MICOS complex. Gene Ontology annotation, biological process: cristae formation. The record is from RefSeq and is a predicted model, not a curated record. Lineage: Eukaryota; Metazoa; Chordata; Actinopteri; Anguilliformes; Anguillidae. Bases 175 to 837 code for a protein of 220 amino acids.